CGGUCAGCGUGAGGGAUUAUCUUGUGGAAAUGUUGUUAAAUUAAUUUUAAGUUUUAAGUAGAUUUAAAUUCAUUUUAUGAUAUUUGAACACAAUAUUUUCGUUAAAAUAUAAAAACAAAUAAAUGAUACUUACCUGGAACCACGAAAUUUAAUAAAAAGCAAUGAUAAAACAUAAUUAAUGUCGUCGAUCUCAUCGCAACAUUACCUACAUAAUUACACUGCAUGGUGGAAACAUUUGAUAGAAACCAAACAGAAAUAUCGAAACACAAACAUAGUAAUAUGGCAUCAUAGGCUUGGCCGCCAUUUUUGUUACGUCAUUGCUUCACCCUCAUGGGUCAUACGAAGUGAUUACCACACUUUCCAUGUUCACGAAAACAUACCGAAUUAUUACUGUGCAGGAGCUGAGUCUCAUGAAAGUUAGCUCGAUAUCCAUUGGGUUAUUGAGCUAAAUUUCAAUAACUAUCAGGGAUAACGUAUACGUUAAUAAAUUCAACAUUACACUUAUUAUAUCCCUCUUUUUUAAAGUGGUGUUAAAAUAAUUUAUCACAUGGAUGGUUGAAAGAUAAUUCAAAAAUUGAUCAACAUUUUCAUUGUCGUUGCGCAGUUAUUAAGUAAAUAUCCUGUUAAAAGAAUUUGAUUGGAAUCACAAUAGUCAAUAUAUCAGGCAUCAGUAUCAUUAGUGUUAAUAAGGGAAUUGUCUCUAAAGGUUGUAUUCUGUGUCACAUAGCAAAAUAUUGUUUCUCACCAUGGAGAAAGGUAUCACGGUCCUGAUACUCUUCGUGUUUUUACCUAUGGCUCGUGGCGGUGGCGGUAAUGUUGGAACAUUCUUUUGGAAGCCCCGCUUGGGUCUGGAUUUGGCUGUACCAACUACAGAACCAACGAAUCUCAUCGCUAAACCCACAAAAGAGAAUAUUAAAGAGGGCCUCGUCUCACUAAUUGAUGGAUAUCAAGCAGGCAUAUCUGUUAUAGCACUGGUGGCUGGUUUAACCACCGGUAGGACAAAUUUUCAUUUAAGUCCAAUCUCUGCAUACUUUUACACCAAUGUCUACCGAUGGGGUCUCCGAUAUUUCAGUCUUAUACCAGCAUGGUUAAGCGGGCACGGUGGCAAUUUCGUAGAAACAUCGAAAGUAUGGAAAAGACGAUUCUAUUACAUGGAUGAGUUUUUACCGAAGUGGGCAAGAUAUAUAUUCCCGUAUGUUAAGCAAUCAGAGUGGGAACAGGAAGAAAAAGAGUUUAAGAAGUUCAAAAAAUAUUCUGAGUCAGCGUUCGGCAAACAUUUCACAUUCCCAAGCAAAUCAUUCAACAAUUUCUUAAGUCUAGAGACUGUGGAAACAUUGGAAGACGAAGAUAUUUCCUCCAUUUCAAUUUCGGGAAAUAAAAACGGAUAGUGAUCUAUAUAUUCUGUACUUAAUAUAAUAUUCGUACUGCAUUAUAAUAUUGCUUUCAUGAA
This is a messenger RNA of Plodia interpunctella (Indianmeal moth), 1450 nucleotides long. RefSeq lists its product as uncharacterized. Bases 747 to 1388 code for a protein of 213 amino acids. The transcript is spliced from 4 exons. The record is from RefSeq and is a predicted model, not a curated record. Lineage: Eukaryota; Metazoa; Arthropoda; Insecta; Lepidoptera; Pyralidae.